This is a messenger RNA of Caenorhabditis remanei, 1002 nucleotides long. RefSeq lists its product as uncharacterized. The coding region runs from base 1 to 1002 and encodes 333 amino acids. Gene Ontology annotation, cellular component: cytoplasm; nucleus. The transcript has 7 exons. The record is from RefSeq and is a predicted model, not a curated record. NCBI's taxonomy places the organism in Eukaryota, Metazoa, Nematoda, Chromadorea, Rhabditida, Rhabditidae. Gene Ontology annotation, molecular function: protein serine/threonine phosphatase activity.
AUGGAAGGAGAAAAGCUGAAUCUGGACAACAUCAUCUCCAGAUUAUUGGAAGUCAGAGGAUCCAAACCGGGGAAAAAUGUGCAACUCACGGAGAGCGAAAUUAAAGGAUUGUGUCAGAAAUCGCGGGAAAUUUUUCUGAGCCAGCCGAUUUUGCUCGAGUUGGAAGCUCCAUUGAAGAUAUGCGGUGACGUGCACGGCCAAUACUACGAUCUGUUGAGAUUGUUUGAGUAUGGAGGAUUCCCGCCAGAGUCCAACUAUCUCUUCCUCGGAGAUUACGUGGACAGAGGAAAGCAAUCAUUGGAAACCAUCUGUCUUCUACUUGCCUAUAAAAUCAAGUAUCCAGAGAACUUUUUCCUUUUGAGAGGAAAUCACGAGUGCGCGUCGAUCAACAGAAUUUAUGGCUUCUAUGACGAAUGCAAACGGAGAUACAACAUCAAGCUGUGGAAGACAUUCACAGACUGCUUCAACUGUCUCCCAGUUGCUGCCAUAAUCGAUGAGAAGAUCUUCUGCUGUCACGGAGGUCUUUCGCCAGAUCUUCAAUCCAUGGAACAGAUUCGUCGUAUUAUGAGACCGACAGAUGUGCCUGAUCAAGGAUUGCUGUGUGAUCUUUUGUGGUCGGAUCCAGAUAAGGAUGUCACUGGAUGGGGAGAGAACGAUCGAGGAGUUUCGUUCACGUUCGGACCAGAAGUUGUUGCCAAGUUCCUGCACAAACACGAUUUGGAUUUGAUUUGCAGAGCUCACCAGGUCGUGGAAGAUGGCUACGAAUUCUUCGCAAAACGGCAAUUGGUCACACUGUUCAGCGCUCCAAACUAUUGCGGAGAGUUCGAUAACGCUGGAUCGAUGAUGACAGUCGACGAAACAUUGAUGUGCUCAUUCCAGAUUCUGAAACCAGCUGACAAGAAGAAGUACCCGUACGGAGCUGGAGGAGUUGGCUCAAACCGCCCCGUCACACCACCACGGAACGCGCCGGCCGCGCAACCAAAGAAGGGCGCCAAGAAGUGA